Molecule: messenger RNA, 4379 nt
Organism: Chenopodium quinoa (quinoa)
Lineage: Eukaryota; Viridiplantae; Streptophyta; Magnoliopsida; Caryophyllales; Amaranthaceae
Exons: 1
Coding region: 42-4379 (1445 amino acids)
Source: RefSeq, a predicted model, not a curated record
UAGUCAUUGCUAACGUUUUUCUUAGCUUUGUUUGACUUUGCAUGACACGAAAGAGUAAGCAAUCACCGCUUAUUCCCGUUGAUCCAGAGCUAAAUAGGACUUUGAGAAACGUGAGGAGACUCUUGCAAGGCACACCCGAGUUUUCCAUUGUAUAUUCGGAUUCCGAUCCGGAAGAGGUUUUUGGAACUAACGAAGAAGAUAACAUGGGAGAGAAUCCUCCUCAACCAUUGUUAAGAGACUAUGACCACCCCAACGCAUUCCAACUUCGGAGUGGCAUACGUCUUCCCACCACAAAUGCAAACAACUUUGAACUUUCACCUCAACUCAUCCGUAUGAUUCAAAGCGAUCAAUUCGGAGGUAGUCCUCAUGAGUGUCCUUUUGCUCAUUUGGACAACUUUCUUGAGUUGUGUACAACUAUCAAGCAAAACAACAUUUCGGAAGAGUUCAUCCGUAUGCACAUGUUUCAAUUCUCCCUCCGUGAUAAAGCAAAACAUUGGUUGAGAACGGUUGAAGAGGGAUCAUUGAGUACAUGGGACGAAGUCACUAGAGCCUUUCUUGGAAAGUAUUGUCCUCCGGAAAAGACCGCCGAACUAAGAAGAAAGAUCACCAAUUUCAAUCAAGACAUUGAUGAAACAUUGAGUGAAGCUUGGGAGCGUUUCAAAGAUUACACAAGGAAAUGCCCCCACCAUGGUUUUACAUCAUGGAUCAUUGUACAAAGCUUCUAUGACGGUCUUACUCCUAUUUCAAGGGCCAACCUUGAUUCCGGGGCCGGUGGUAGCCUCAAAAAGCUAUCGGUGGACGAUGCAUACAAGAUGAUUGAAGAAGUGGCCAAGCAUUAUGCAUAUGGAGGUGAUAGAAGGCAACCUCAAACAAAGAAGGGCGGAAUUCAUGAUCUUAGUGCAAUAGAUCUUAUUGCAUCAAAGUUUGAUAUGCUAGCUCACAAGCUAGAUCAAGCCACCCUCACACCCUCAAGCUCUUCCUCGCAAGUCAUGUCUUGUGAGACUUGUGGAGGAAAUGAUCACUUGUCCUCUUAUUGCAACUCAACGAAUCAAGAGCAAGCGGCGGCAAUUGGGCAAAGGAAUGAACAAUACUCCCAAUCCCACAAUCAAAGUUGGAAGCCCCAACAUAACACGGGAUGGAAGCAAUACAACCAAGGCCCCCCACAAAAUAACUACAACCAAAAUCAAACCCAACCUCAAAACCACUACAACCAACCUCAAUCACAAAACCAACAAGCUCCAUACCGCCAUCCCAACCAAAGGGAUCAAAACCACCAAAGAUCACAAUAUAACCAACCCGCUCCUCCUCCUCCACCUCCUCAAAAGACUAGCCUUGAGUCCGUUCUUGAAACUUUCAUGACUCAACAAAUAAGGAACAAUGCGGAGAUGAAUGCAAACAUCCAACAACUCCAAGCACAUAAUAAGAUAAUGGAGGGCCAAUUGGCUCAAAUUGCACAACAAGUUGGAAGUUCAUCCUCCAAUCCUAGUGGUCACUUUCCAAGCUCAACGGUAGUGAACCCAAAGGAGCAAGCUAAGGCUAUCACUUUGAGAUCGGGAAGGGGUUAUGAGGGCCCGGUUAUGAGUGAGGAGGAGACACAAAAGAGAGAUGAGGGAGUUGUGGUGAGAAGUGAGGAUGAUUUUGAAAAUGAAGUAGUUGAAGUUGAGAGAAAAGAGCAAAAGAGUGAUGAGGGAGCCACAAAGAAAGACGAGGGAGAUGAAGAAAGAAUAGAAAAGCCCCCUAUGAGAGUAUAUAAGCCCCCCAUUCCGUUUCCUCAUAGAAUUGUAGAGAAGAAGUUGAAUGAGAAGUUUUCAAAAUUUCUUGAAGUCAUGAGAGGACUUCAAGUGAACAUCCCCUUUCUUCAUGCUAUGUCACAAAUGCCUACCUAUGCAAAAUUUUUGAAGGAUCUUCUAUCCAACAAGAGUAGGCUUGAAGAGAGUGCAACCAUCUCCCUUCCUAAGGAGGUGAGUGCAAUCAUCCAAAACAAGCUUCCCCAAAAGCUUGGUGACCCCGGUAGCUAUGCAAUACCGGUGAAGAUUGGAGAUUUGGAAGCUAUGGAUGCUUUAUGUGAUCUUGGGGCAAGUGUGAGCUUGAUGCCCUAUUCUAUUGCAAAGACCUUGAAAGUUGGAGACUUGAAACCAACAAGAAUGUCCUUACAACUAGCCGACCGCACGGUUAGGCUACCUUUGGGGAUUCUUGAAGAUGUGCCAGUUCAAGUUGGAAGAGUAUUUGUGCCGUGUGAUUUUGUAGUAAUGGAGAUGGAAGAAGAUUCAAGAGUACCCCUCAUUUUGGGGAGACCAUUUUUGAACACCGCGGGAGUGGUGAUUGAUAUGAAGGAAGGAAGAUUGACUUUAAAUGUGGGAGAUGAGAAAAUUUCAUUUUCAUUCUCACAACCUUUAAAAAAGCCAUUGAUUGAUGAAGUUCAUAGAAUUGACACAUUGGAGAGGGACUUAGAAGAGUUCCGAGAAAGAUUGUAUGAAAGAGAUCCUUUACAAGCUACCCUAACGGGAAGCUUUGUUGAGGAGGGUGAAGAAGCAAAGGGGUAUGAUCUCUUGCUCAACCAACCUUUGGCCCACGAGAUGAUAAAAUUUGAAGUGCUUAACGUGGAGGCAAAAGAGGAGUGGACUACGCCUCCUCCUAAGGUUGAACUUAAACCCCUUCCCCCUCUACUUAAAUAUGCUUUUCUUGAUGAUAGUGAGAAUUAUCCCGUUAUUGUCAAUGCUAAGCUCGAUGACACCUCUCUUGAGAAACUCCUAGUUGUUUUAAGGAAGUAUAGAGAUGUCAUUGGGUACAAAAUUGAUGACAUUAAGGGGAUAAGUCCCACCAUAUGCAUGCAUAAAAUUCUACUUGAUGAUGAUCAUGCUUCCUCGAUUGAGCACCAAAGAAGGCUCAAUCCCAAUAUGAAGGAAGUGGUAAAAAAGGAAGUUUUAAAACUUCUUGAGGCGGGCAUAAUCUAUCCUAUCUCCGAUAGUAAGUGGGUUAGCCCGGUUCAAGUUGUGCCUAAAAAGGGAGGCAUGACCAUCAUCAAAAAUGAUAAGGGUGAGACCAUUUCUACGAGGUCGAUCACCGGGUGGAGGAUGUGCAUUGAUUAUCGAAAAUUGAAUAAAUCCACCCGGAAAGACCACUUCCCACUCCCCUUCAUUGAUCAAAUAUUGGAAAGACUAGCAUCACAUAGUCAUUAUUGCUUCUUGGAUGGAUACUCGGGAUUCUUUCAAAUUCCAAUCCACCCCGAGGACCAAGAAAAGACUACAUUCACAUGUCCUUUUGGCACCUUCGCAUAUCGAAGAAUGCCAUUUGGGCUUUGUAAUGCACCUUCCACAUUUCAAAGGUGUAUGAUGUCUAUUUUUUCCGACAUGCUUGAAUCAUCAAUUGAGGUAUUCAUGGAUGACUUUUCUGUUUUUGGUUCAUCUUUUGACACUUGUCUUUCAAACUUGAUUAAAGUGUUAAAAAGAUGUCAAGAGGUGAACUUAGUUUUGAAUUGGGAGAAAUGUCAUUUCAUGGUAGAGGAGGGAAUUGUUCUUGGUCAUGUGAUUUCUAGUAGGGCCAUUGAGGUAGAUCGUGCCAAGAUUGAAGUAAUUGAGCGCCUCCCACCCCCUAAAAAUGUGAAGGGGAUAAGGAGCUUUCUUGGACAUGCGGGUUUUUACCGCCGGUUCAUAAAGGAUUUUUCAAAAAUCGCAAAGCCGCUCACUCAAUUGUUGGUAAAAGAUGCCCCUUUUGUGUUUACUAAUGAUUGUCAGCUAGCAUUUGAUAGGUUGAAGGAAGCCUUGAUUUCGGCUCCUAUAAUUCAACCCCCUAAUUGGGAACUUCCUUUCGAGCUUAUGUGUGAUGCUUCGGAUUUCGCCGUUGGGUCUGUUCUUGGACAAAGGAAGGACAAGAAGCUCCAUGCUAUCUAUUAUACUAGCAAAACAUUGGAUGAGGCACAAAGGAAUUACACAACCACGGAAAAGGAGUUUCUAGCCAUUGUUCAUGCAAUUGAGAAGUUUAGGUCCUACUUGUUGGGCUCUAAGGUCAUAGUUUUCACCGACCAUGCGGCCUUGAAGUACCUCUUGUCUAAGAAGGAACCUAAGCCAAGACUAUGUACCGGCAUUUCUACCCAGGGGGCUCAAGCUCCCAAGGGGGCCCGAACCAAUGAGUUAGUUUCUUCCUCCCCUUCUCUUUGUGCUUGCAUUGCUUUAACAUUGGGGACAAUGUUUAUGAUAGCUUGGGGGGGAGUGGAGUGUUCUCUCAUGUGUCAUUGGUUCGUGUUGUGUUUUCGUGUUUCCAUGAUUGAGUUUGCAUGUUGGUUUUUCCCAUUCUCUUCUUCCCUAACAUCCAAAUCCUUUAAAUCCAAAUUUGCUCCCUUUGAAAUCCAAUACCCUAAAUCCAAAUUUCUUAUCUUGUGA